AUGUUGAUGUUAUCGGAGAACAGCAAGACUUUAACAUCGUUCAUCAAGGCUCCAGUGCCCAUCUACAUGCAGAUCUACCUGUUCAAUGUGACCAACCCUGACGCUAUACGUUUCCACGGUGCCAAGCCCAUACUGAAGGAGGUGGGACCUUACACCUACAGGGAGGUACGGGAGAAGUUCGACCUAGUAUGGGGCCAUGAUGAUGGCUCUGUCUCAUACCAGCAGAACUUCACCUUUUUUUUCGACGAGGAGAUGUCCAAUGGUCUCAAGGAGACCGACUACAUCACUACCAUUAAUGCUGUCAUGGUUACUGUGGCAGCUAAGAUUGAGAAAUUGGGGCCAGCAAUCCAAGCAAUGGUGGAGUUAGCCUUUUUGAGAUUCAAGGAGUCACUGUUCGUCACCCGUACGGUGGGGGAGCUUCUCUUCCGAGGGUACAAGGAACCCCUGCUCAACGAGCUCACCAAGUACAUUGGAGACCCAACUAAUUCCAAGGGCAGAUUUGGCUUCUUCUACCCAGUUGCAUCCCAAGUCUUUGGCAAUGAAACAAACCCAAUACUGCGUACAGUCUGGAGUCAGCUGGAGAAAGAAAUGGAUCUUUUUGAGAGUCACGUGGUUCGUGAGCUUCUCUUCGAAGGCUAUCCUUUGCCUGAAUUCGACUUCGACUUUUCAGAAGUGUUACCCCAAUUAAAUUUCACAGAAGGUUGGAGUGGAACAAUAUAUGAGAUUUUGGAAGCGAUGGGUGUACCAGAUAUCCCUGAAUUUUUGCAAGACAACAAAAUGUGCCUCAUGUAUGGGCGGAACAACUCCAACGACGGGACAUACAAGGUCAGAACAGGCGAGAAUGGGAUGGACAACUACCUCAAUAUUGAAGAAUGGAACGGCAACCAUACCCUCAGCUACUGGAACAGCACUUACUGCAACAUGAUCAAUGGCACAGAUGGCUCACAGUACCCACCCAAAGUCACCAAGAACACAGUGCUCAGGAUCUUCACCUCACAACUGUGCAGGUCACUUUACCUGACUUUCGAGAAGGAGAUCAGUCACCAUGGUAUUAAUGCCUACCGUUUCACUGCACCGGAGGAAAUGUUACAAGCAGCUGACCAGAACCCUGACAACGCUUGCUACUGCUACCCUGACCAACAACACUGCCUGGGUAGUGGCAUGCUGAACCUGCAACCUUGUGCACAAGCUGCCAGUCACUACUCAUAUUGUCAGUGUGACAGCAGUGAUUCUAAGCUGCCAGUCACUACCUCAUAUUGUCAGUGUGACAGCAGUGAUUCUAAGCUGCCAGUCACUACCUCAUAUUGUCAGUGUGACAGCAGUGAUUCUAAGCUGCCAGUCACUACCUCAUAUUGUCAGUGUGACAGCAGUGAUUCUAAGCUGCCAGUCACUACCUCAUAUUGUCAGUGUGACAGCAGUGAUUCUAAGCUGCCAGUCACUACCUCAUAUUGUCAGUGUGACAGCAGUGAUUCUAAGCUGCCAGUCACUACCUCAUAUUGUCAGUGUGACAGCAGUGAUUCUAAGCUGCCAGUCACUACCUCAUAUUGUCAGUGUGACAGCAGUGAUUCUAAGCUGCCAGUCACUACCUCAUAUUGUCAGUGUGACAAGCAGUGA
Messenger RNA from Cherax quadricarinatus, 1614 nucleotides. Lineage: Eukaryota; Metazoa; Arthropoda; Malacostraca; Decapoda; Parastacidae. The record is from RefSeq and is a predicted model, not a curated record.